GUUCUUGACAACGCCUUAGUACUGCUGACGGCUGAGUUCAUCUGAAAAUCCAAUUGGAUGUGAAUCAGUUUUCGCUCUGCAUUGUUUUUCAUGUUUGUACAAGUAAUUGGCACUUCUUUGUCGUUGCUUUAAGACGUUUUAACGUGUUGUGAUGGGAGACUCCUUAGAGCCUAGCGAUGGCUCCUCGGAGGCCCAUAAUGUGUCCGUGGUUGAAGUGAAAGAUUUCGCAAAUUACAUCCGCCAUGCAACCCAGGUGUUGCUACCUGAAGAUGAAGGUCACAGCGAUUCGUCGCCGGCCCUGACCUCGGCUCUUGAUGAUAAAACAAACCAAGAAUGCAUCCGGAAAUUUAUUUCCGAAUCGCAGGUUUGCACUUUGUACAUCCAGAGGAGCUGCUCUAAAGAUGAAGAUGAUCAGCCAACAGAAGGCGAAGAGGAGAAAGAGCCUGUCACCUAUUACAUAAGUAAUGAAGUGCAUUACACCAAUUCGAAAAUGUCAAGUUUGGUAAUAAUAAAAAGGGCAGCGGUUAUCGAGCAGGAUAAAUCGAUCCGCUCGCAAGUUAGGAUUAUGAAUUUCAGCGAAGGUUCUCCGUACGAAACACUUCAUUCGUAUGUUAGCAAAACUGUCGCUCCAUUCUUUAAAUCAUAUGUGAAAGAGUCCGGUCGUGCUGACCGAGAUGGCGAUAAGAUGGCCCCGUCCGUUGAGAAAACGAUCGCUGAUCUUGAGAUGGGUCUACUUCAUUUGCAACAGAAUAUCGAUAUACCAGAAAUUACUUUAACUAUUCAUCCGAACGUGGCGAACAUCGUCAAACAUUGCGCCGACGAGGGACGCAAAGCGAAGAUUACCGAUUUUGGUGAAAAGUUAGAAGAUUCGUCAUUUCUAAAUGCUCUCCAACAUGGAGUCAAUAGAUGGACUAAGGAAAUUCAGAAGGUUACCAAACUGGAUCGUGAUCCGUCUUCGGGCACAGCGCUGCAGGAAAUCAGUUUCUGGUUAAAUCUUGAACGAGCUCUUCACAGGAUUCAAGAGAAACGUGAGAGCAUGGAAGUUACUCUAACUCUCGAUGUGCUGAAACACGGGAAAAGGUUUCACGCAACCGUUUCUUUUGAUUCUGAUACCGGUUUGAAACAAGCGUUGGCCACAGUUAACGAUUAUAAUCCGCUAAUGAAAGAUUUUCCAAUCAAUGAUUUGUUAGCGGCAACCGAAUUGGAGAGGAUCCGAGCCGCAAUUCAGCUCAUAUUCUUACACUUGAGAAAAAUUAAAACCACCAAAUAUCCAAUUCAAAGAUGCUUGAGACUAGUUGAAUCUGUAUCAAGAGAUUUGGGAGCGCAACUUUUGAAAGUUUUGGGCACACGCAGAUUGGUCCAUAUCCCAUUUGAUGAGUUUGAGAAAGUAAUGAUCCAAUGUUUCGAGGUUUUCACGUGCUGGGAAGAUGAGUACGAAAAAUUGCAAGGGUUACUGAGAGACAUUGUGAAGAAGAAGAGAGAUGAGCAUAUCAAAUGCGUUUGGAGAAUUUAUGUUCAACACAAAAAAUUACAGUCUAGAAUGGAACAAAUUAGGAAGUUUAGACGGCAACACGAGCAAUUACGCACCGUUAUUGUUCGUGUUCUAAGACCAUCUGUCCGUGAAAUUAAUCUUAGUGGAGUGGAAGCAGAUACUACUGAUUUGGAAGCACCUAAGCAGGAUACAUUUACCAUUGAUGCAGCAGAUGCAAAUGCCAUUGAAGAAGUUAAUUUGGCCUAUGAAAAUGUCAAAGAAGUGGAUUGUCUUGAUAUCUCUAAAGAUGGUCAAGACGCAUGGGAUGCUGCUGUUCAAAGAUACGAAGAACGUAUUGAUAGGGUGGAGACCAGAAUCACAGCGCAUUUGAGAGAUCAAUUAGGAACGGCUAAAAAUGCCAACGAGAUGUUUCGUAUUUUCUCACGUUUUAAUGCUUUAUUUGUCAGACCACAUAUUCGUGGGGCAAUUCGUGAAUAUCAAACGCACUUGAUUCAAAGAGUAAAAGAUGAUAUUGAAACAUUACAUGAAAAAUUCAAAGUGCAAUAUCCUCAAAGUAACAGUGCUAGGAUUAGCAAGGUCAGAGAUUUACCGCCUGUAGCGGGAUCAAUUAUUUGGGCUCGCCAAAUUGACCAUCAACUUACUACCUACUUGAGACGUGUCGAAGACGUUUUGGGCAAAGGCUGGGAAAACCAUAUUGAAGGACAGAAGUUAAAAGCUGAUGGCGAUAGCUUUAGAUUAAAGUUAAAUACUCAGGAAAUAUUCGACGACUGGGCCCGGAAUGUUCAACAAAGAAACUUAGGAGUGUCCGGACGUAUUUUUACCAUCGAAGCUGUGAGAUCGCGAAGUGGACGUGGAAAUGUACUUAAGCUAAGAGUUAAUUUUCUACCAGAAAUUAUAACUUUGGCUAAAGAAGUUAGAAAUUUAAAGUGCUUAGGUUUUCGUGUACCAUUGGCUAUCGUCAACAAGGCACAUUUAGCGAACCAACUUUAUCCAUACGCCAUUUCACUCAUUGAAAGCAUAAGAACAUAUGAGAUGACAUUGGAAAAGCUGACACACAGGAAUAAUCCCUCUGGGGGUGUUAAGAUCGAGGAUAAAGCUAGUAUCAUCCCAUUAGUAGCGGGAAUGAGAAAGGAAGUCCAGCAAUUGAUCGCUGAAGGUGUACAGCUAGUUUGGGAGAGUUACAAACUUGAUCCAUAUUCGCAACGUCUAUCAGAUACAAUUGUAAGUUUCCAAGAACGAGUAGAAGAAUUGGCUAUUGUCGGAGAACAAUUGGAAGUUGAUGUACGCUCCUUGGAAACGUGUCCCUAUUCGGCUAAUACUUUCGCAGAUAUUUUGGCUAAAAUUCAGCAUGCCGUAGAUGAUUUAUCUCUAAAGCAAUAUUCCAAUUUGCACAUUUGGGUUAGUCGAUUAGAUGAAGAAGUAGAGAAAAAUUUGGCUGCUCGCUUACAAGCUGGAGUGCAAGCAUGGACCGAUUCAUUAAACGGUUUAAAGAAAGAAGUUGAUCAUACCAUGGAUACCGAUGCACCUGUUCAGCCGACCCAUAAACCAGGUGGUGAUCCUCACAUCCAGACUGCUAUCCAUGAAGUCAGAAUUACCAAUCAGACUAUGUACUUGUAUCCUAGCAUUGAGGAAGCUAGAUUCCAAAUUAUGCAGCAGAUGUUUGCUUGGCAAGCUAUCGUCACAUCGCAACAAAGGUUGCAGAGUACCAGAUAUCAAGUGGGCGUCGACAAACCGGUCACUGAAACCUACAGAAAUAUAUUGACGAAAUUACCCGAAGGAUCAUCGCCGUUGGAAAAUGCAUAUAGCGCUAUCUCAAAUAAGAUCAAAGAGAUUCAGAGCUACGUUAACGAGUGGCUUAAUUACCAGUCCCUUUGGGACUUGCAAGCUGAUAAUUUGUACGGUAAAUUGGGAGAUGAUGUUAAUAAGUGGAUGACUAUCUUGAAUGAUAUUAAGAAGGCAAGAACUACAUUCGAUACAUCUGACACCCGUCGCGAAUUUGGACCAGUUGUUAUCGAUUUUGCUAAAGUUCAGAGUAAGGUUUCCUUAAAAUACGAUUCGUGGCACAAAGAAACUUUGGGUAAAUUUGGAACGUUGCUUAGUAAUGAUAUGACGACUUUCCAUAGUCAAGUUUCCAAGUCUCGUUCAGAUCUAGAAUUACAGAGUAUCGAAGCAGCAAGUACUUCAGAUGCUGUCGGUUUCAUUACCUAUGUGCAAAGUUUAAAGAGAAAUAUGAAGGCUUGGGAGAAACAAGUUGAGAUUUACAGAGAGGGACAAAGAAUUCUGGAACGUCAACGAUUCCAGUUCCCAAGUAACUGGUUGCAUGUUGAAAAUUUAGAAGGAGAAUGGGGUGCGUUUAAUGAAAUUAUCAAGAGGAAGGAUUCCUCAAUUCAAACACAGGUUGCUAGUUUGCAACAGAAGAUCCUUACUGAAGAUAAGGCAGUUGAAAGUAGAACCACUGAUUUCUUGGGUGACUGGGAACGAAGUAAACCUGUCGAAGGUCACUUAAGACCUGAUGAGGCGCUGUCUCAAUUGCAACUGUUCGAAAGCAAGUUUGCAAGAUUGAAGGAAGAACGAGACAAUGUAGCUAAAGCUAAAGAAGCUUUAGAAUUGCAGGAAACUGGUGGAACUAGUACCAGCGAAGAUAAAAUGCAAGUCGUUUAUGAAGAACUUCAAGAUUUACGCGGUGUAUGGUCAGAGUUGUCUAGAAUUUGGUCUCAAAUUGAUGAAACCAGAGAAAAACCGUGGCUCUCUGUUCAACCUAGGAAGUUACGUCAACAAUUGGAUGCCAUGUCCGCUCAACUGAAGGAAUUGCCAGCACGUCUACGUCAAUAUGCUUCAUAUGAGUACGUAAAGAAAAUGCUCCAAACAUACACGAAAGUGAACAUGAUGAUAAUAGAGUUGAAAUCUGACGCACUUAAGGAACGUCACUGGAAACAGCUUAUGCGUCAGUUGAGGGUCAACUGGGUCCUUAGCGAUUUGACUUUGGGUCAAGUUUGGGAUGUAAAUCUCCAAAAGAAUGAAGCUGUUGUGAAAGAAGUAAUUCAAGUAGCUCAAGGUGAAAUGGCCUUGGAGGAAUUCUUGAAGCAAGUACGCGAAUCCUGGCAAACAUAUGAAUUGGAUUUGAUCAACUAUCAAAAUAAAUGCCGCUUGAUUAGAGGUUGGGAUGACUUGUUUAAUAAAGUUAAAGAACAUAUUAAUUCCGUUGCUGCUAUGAAACUCUCGCCAUACUACAAAGUCUUUGAAGAAGAAGCAUUAACCUGGGAAGAGAAAUUGAACCGUAUUAAUGCUUUAUUCGAUGUUUGGAUCGAUGUACAACGACGUUGGGUUUACCUGGAAGGUAUCUUUUCUGGUAGUGCUGACAUUAAAACACUUUUGCCAGUAGAAACAUCGCGUUUCCAUAGCAUCAGUUCUGAGUUCCUUGGACUUAUGAAGAAAGUUGGAAAAUCUUCGAUGGUUAUGGAUGUUCUGAAUAUUCAAGGUGUACAAAGGGCUUUGGAACGUUUAGCAGAUUUGCUUGGAAAAAUUCAGAAAGCUCUUGGAGAGUAUCUGGAGCGUGAGCGAACAUCAUUUCCUCGAUUCUAUUUUGUAGGCGAUGAAGAUUUGCUUGAAAUCAUAGGUAAUAGCAAGAACAUUGCAAGGUUGCAAAAACAUUUCAAGAAAAUGUUUGCUGGCGUAGCAUCGAUUUUAUUGAAUGAAGAUAAUACUGUCAUUAAAGGUAUAGCUUCACGAGAAGGUGAGGAAGUCUUGUUUGGUACAGCUGUUUCAACAAUUGAUCAUCCAAAAAUAAACGAAUGGCUAACUUUAGUGGAGAAGGAAAUGCGUGUUACAUUGGCUUCAAGUUUGGCACAAGCAGUGCAAGAUAUUAAGCAAUUUAAAGAUAAUAUUGAUGCUCAAUUAUUUAUGGAAUGGGUGGAUAAAUAUCAAGCGCAAAUCGUUGUACUCGCAGCUCAAAUUCUCUGGAGUGAGGACGUUGAAACAGCUCUGGCUAAGAUGAAUAGCGAACCGCAAGCUGGUGUUUUGGAUAAUGUUCUUCAACAUGUUGAAAAUACAUUGAAUGUAUUAGCUGAUUCUGUUCUACAAGAACAACCUCAAUUGAGGAGAAAGAAGCUGGAACAUUUGAUUAACGAAUUUGUACACAAACGUACAGUCACUAGAAGAUUGAUUUCUAACAAAGUAUGCAGUAACAAAGCAUUUGAAUGGUUGUGCGAGAUGAGAUUCUAUUUUGAUCCAAGACAAACGGAAGUUUUGAAACAGCUGACAAUACAUAUGGCCAACGCCAGAUUCUACUAUGGAUUUGAAUAUCUUGGAGUCCAAGAUCGUUUGGUUCAAACACCGUUGACAGAUCGUUGUUAUCUUACAAUGACACAAGCACUGGAGGCUCGUCUCGGUGGUUCACCAUUUGGACCCGCUGGUACUGGUAAAACAGAAUCCGUGAAAGCUCUAGGUAACCAAUUGGGUCGAUUUGUACUAGUCUUCAAUUGCGAUGAAACAUUCGAUUUCCAAGCUAUGGGACGUAUUUUUGUUGGUUUAUGUCAAGUUGGAGCUUGGGGCUGUUUCGAUGAAUUUAAUCGUUUGGAAGAGAGAAUGUUAUCUGCUGUUUCACAACAAGUGCAAACUAUCCAAGAAGCUCUUAAGUCUCAAAGGGAAGCUGGACAAGAAGCUGCAAGUGGAAGUAUUACUGUAGAAUUGGUGGGCAAACAAGUGAAGGUAUCACGUGACAUGGCUAUAUUUAUCACAAUGAAUCCUGGAUAUGCUGGACGUUCCAAUUUGCCUGAUAAUCUGAAGAAAUUAUUCAGAUCUCUAGCUAUGACUACUCCGGAUAGGCAACUGAUUGCGGAAGUAAUGCUCUUCUCUCAAGGAUUCAGAACAGCUGAAAAAUUAGCUUGCAAGAUAGUGCCUUUCUUCAAACUGUGCGACGAACAAUUAUCCAACCAAUCUCACUAUGACUUUGGACUUAGGGCAUUAAAAUCUGUCUUGGUUAGUGCGGGUAACGUAAAAAGAGACCGCAUUAUGAAAAUAAAAGAGAACAUGAAACAACGGGGAGAAACAAACAUUGAUGAAGCGAGUAUAGCCGAAAAUCUGCCAGAACAAGAAAUAUUGAUACAAUCUGUUUGUGAAACGAUGGUCCCCAAAUUGGUAGCUGAAGAUAUUCCACUGCUUUUCAGACUUUUGACUGAUGUGUUCCCUAAUGUAAAAUACACAAGGGCCGAGAUGAAGGGAUUGAAGGAUGAGAUUCGUAAAGUAUGCCAAGAGGAGUACUUAGUGUGCGGCGUGGGUGAAGAACAAGGUGGUUCCUGGAUGGAAAAGAAAAAUAUGAUUGGAGAUACUUGGAUUGAGAAGGUCUUGCAAUUAUAUCAAAUUUCCAAUUUAAAUCACGGUUUAAUGAUGGUAGGCCCGAGCGGUUCUGGCAAAAGUACAGCUUGGAGAGUGCUUUUGAAAGCUCUCGAAAGAUUUGAAGGUACUGAAGGAGUGGCCCAUGUUAUUGAUCCUAAGGCUAUCAGCAAGGAGGCACUUUACGGAGUUUUGGAUCCAAACACUCGCGAAUGGACCGAUGGUCUGUUUACACACGUAUUACGUAAAAUUAUCGAUAAUGUACGCGGUGAAAUUAAUAAGAGACAAUGGAUCAUUUUCGACGGAGACGUGGAUCCGGAAUGGGUUGAAAAUUUGAAUUCAGUACUCGAUGACAACAAACUGUUGACCUUGCCUAAUGGUGAACGUCUAUCGUUGCCACCCAACGUGAGAAUAAUGUUCGAAGUACAAGACUUAAAGUAUGCAACAUUGGCCACUGUAUCUCGUUGCGGUAUGGUUUGGUUCUCUGAAGAUGUCCUUUCCACCGAGAUGAUAUUCGAGAAUUACAUUAUGCGAUUGAAAAAUAUUCCCCUGGAGGAGGCCGACGAUGAUACGUUCGGUAAAAAGAACCUUGAGAAUAAGGACGAUUUGGUAUCACCUACUUUGCAAAUUCAAAUUGACGUUGCUAAUAUACUUCAGCCAUAUUUGUCUCCAAGUGGUUUCAUUAUUAAAUGUUUGGAAUUUGCUAUGGAACAAGAACAUAUUAUGGACUUUACAAGAUUAAGAGCUUUAAGUUCACUGUUUUCAAUGUUGAAUCAAUGCGUGCGCAACGUUCUGCAAUAUAAUCAUUCGCACUCCGAUUUUCCAUUGCCUCCUGAGCAGUUAGAACUGUACAUUCCAAAAUGCUUAGUUUAUGCUGUGCUCUGGAGUUUCUCCGGUGAUGCAAAACUUAAAGUACGUUCCGAUUUGGGCGAUUUUGUUAGAGGUGCAACUACAGUACCUCUUCCACCGCACUCAAAUAUUCCAAUUGUUGAUUACGAAGUAAACAUUAACGGAGAAUGGUCACCAUGGUCUAAUAAGGUGCCACAGAUAGAAGUUGAAACACACAAAGUUGCUUCUCCUGAUAUAGUAGUCCCUACAUUGGAUACAGUAAGACAUGAAUCGUUGUUAUACACCUGGUUGGCUGAACACAAACCACUGGUUCUUUGUGGACCUCCCGGAUCUGGUAAAACUAUGACAUUAUUCUCCGCUUUGAGAGCGUUACCCGACAUGGAAGUUGUUGGCUUGAAUUUCUCCUCCGCUACUACACCGGAACUACUUUUGAAAACAUUUGACCACUACUGCGAAUAUAGGAAAACACCAAACGGCGUUAUUUUAGCACCUGUUCAGCUUGGCAAAUGGUUGGUUUUAUUCUGUGAUGAAAUCAAUUUACCUGAUAUGGAUAAUUACGGCACGCAAAGAGUUAUUAUGUUCUUACGUCAAUUGGUUGAACAAAAAGGAUUCUACAGGGCGUCUGACCAAACAUGGGUAUCUCUGGAGCGCAUCCAAUUCGUGGGUGCUUGUAAUCCACCUACAGAUCCUGGUCGUAAACCACUUUCGCAUAGGUUUUUGCGCCACGUUCCAGUUAUUUACGUCGAUUAUCCUGGAGAAACUUCCCUGAAACAAAUCUAUGGCACUUUUACCAGGGCUAUGUUGAGAUUAACGCCUAGUUUGAAGGGUUUCGCAGAGCCGUUGACGAAUGCUAUGGUCGAAUUUUAUUUGGCGUCUCAAGAUAGAUUUACGCAAGACAUGCAACCGCACUACGUAUAUUCUCCUCGAGAAAUGACAAGAUGGGUGAGAGGAAUUUGUGAGGCUAUAAGACCUUUGGAUAAUUUGGCCGUUGAAGGCUUGGUUAGAUUGUGGGCGCACGAAGCACUUCGUUUAUUCCAAGAUCGUUUAGUCGAAGAUGCAGAGCGAGCCUGGACAAACGAGAAUAUCGACGCCGUCGCCCAAAAACAUUUCCCUUCUGCAAACUGCGACAACGCUUUAGCAAGACCAAUUCUAUACAGCAAUUGGUUAUCUAAGGAUUAUGUUCCUGUAGAACGUGAAGAUUUGAGAGAUUAUGUCAAGGCUAGGUUGAAGGUCUUCUACGAAGAAGAACUGGAUGUGCCUUUGGUUCUAUUCGACGAAGUCCUGGACCAUGUUUUGAGAAUCGAUAGGAUAUUCAGACAACCACAAGGUCAUUUGUUGUUGAUUGGUGUUUCGGGAGCUGGCAAAACAACGCUAUCGCGCUUCGUUGCUUGGAUGAACGGAUUAUCCAUAUUCCAAAUUAAAGUGCACAACAAAUAUACUGGUGAAGACUUUGAUGAGGACUUACGUCAAGUCUUGAGGCGCAGCGGUUGCAAAGACGAGAAGAUCGCGUUCAUUUUAGAUGAAUCGAAUAUGUUGGACUCCAGUUUCCUUGAAAGAAUGAACACAUUAUUAGCUAAUGGUGAAGUGCCUGGCUUGUUCGAAGGGGACGAAUACACCACGCUGAUGACCCAAUGCAAAGAAGGUGCACAGAGGGAAGGUCUUAUGUUGGAUUCCAACGAUGAACUAUAUAAGUGGUUUACUGGCCAGGUUAUGCGUAACCUGCAUGUGGUAUUUACCAUGAAUCCAUCAACUGACGGUCUUAAGGAUCGUGCAGCAACAUCUCCGGCUUUGUUCAAUCGUUGCGUGUUGAAUUGGUUUGGCGAUUGGUCGGAUGGAGCGUUAUUCCAGGUCGGCAAAGAAUUUACCAACCGUGUAGAUUUAGAUAAACCAACUUGGAAGAUGCCCGACUUUUUCCCAGCCGCCUGCAACAGAAUCUCAGCUACACCAUCGCAUCGUGAAGCAGUUAUCAAUGCUUGCGUUUACGUUCAUCAAACUUUGCAUAAAGCCAACGCGAGAUUAGCUAAACGUGGUGGCCGAACGAUGGCCAUAACUCCACGACAUUAUUUGGAUUUCAUCCAUCACUUUGUUAAACUUCAUAACGAAAAGAGAUCAGACUUAGAGGAGCAACAGUUGCAUCUUAAUGUCGGUCUAAGUAAGAUUGCCGAAACUGUAGAGCAAGUUGAAGAAAUGCAGAAGAGUUUGGCUGUAAAAUCAAAAGAAUUGCAAGCUAAAAAUGAUGCAGCGAAUGCCAAACUUAAGCAGAUGGUGAAGGAUCAACAAGAGGCGGAGAAGAAAAAAGUUCAAAGUCAGGAAAUCCAACAACAGAUUGCGGAACAAACUAUUCACAUCAAUCAUAAGCGUAAAGAGGUAAUGGCGGAUUUGGCCCAAGUUGAACCUGCUGUAAUAGACGCUCAAACUGCGGUUAAGUCGAUCAAAAAACAACAACUCGUGGAGAUCCGUACAAUGGCGAAUCCACCGGCGCUCGUCAAGCUAGCCUUAGAGUCCAUUUGCUUGCUUCUUGGAGAAAACGCAAGCGACUGGAAAUCUAUCAGGGCGGUUAUCAUGCGCGAUAACUUCAUCAAUACUGUAGUCUCCAAUUUCAACACUGAAGACAUUAGUGAUGAUGUUCGGGAUAAGAUGAAGAUUCGUUACCUGAGCAACCCUGACUACAAUUUCGAAAAAGUUAAUCACGCCAGUAACGCUUGCGGUCCAUUGGUUAAAUGGGCUUUAGCUCAGAUUCAAUAUGCUGACAUGCUGAAGAAGGUGGAACCGCUCCGUGAUGAAUUGAAUUCUUUAGAGAAGCAAGCCGAUACAAAUAAGAAACGAGGUGAUGAAGUCAAGAAUUUGAUCAGUCAAUUGGAGCAGAGUAUAGCCUCAUACAAAGAGGAAUACGCGCAACUUAUAGCACAAGCGCAAGCCAUAAAGAGCGACUUGGAAAAUGUACAAGGCAAAGUUGAUCGUUCAAUUGCCCUUAUUAAAUCUUUGGUCAUCGAAAGAGAACGCUGGGAAGCAACCAGUGAGACUUUCCGUUCUCAAAUGUCUACGAUCAUCGGUGAUGUACUUCUGACUGCUGCGUUCAUCGCAUAUGGAGGAUACUUCGAUCAACAUUACCGACAAAAUUUGUUCACUACUUGGAGUCAACAUCUAACCCAAGCUGGUUUGCAAUAUCGUGCUGACAUUGCUCGUACGGAAUAUCUUUCGAAUCCUGACGAAAGAUUGAGGUGGCAGGCAAAUGCUUUACCAUCCGAUGAUCUAUGCACAGAAAACGCGAUCAUGCUAAAACGUUUCAAUAGAUAUCCUUUGAUAAUUGAUCCUUCAGGACAAGCUACUGAAUUCAUUAUGAACGAAUUUAAAGACAAGAAGAUUACCAAGACCAGUUUCUUGGACGAUUCAUUCAGAAAGAAUUUGGAAUCUGCGUUGCGUUUCGGUAAUCCAUUGUUGGUGCAAGACGUAGAAAAUUACGAUCCUAUUUUGAACCCCGUCUUGAAUAGGGAAUUGCGACGAACCGGUGGUCGUGUUCUCAUAACAUUGGGAGAUCAAGACAUCGAUCUUUCGCCAUCGUUUGUCAUUUUUCUGUCUACUCGAGAUCCAACAGUUGAAUUCCCACCUGAUAUCUGCUCUCGAGUAACGUUUGUUAACUUUACGGUCACUAGAAGUUCAUUGCAGAGUCAAUGCUUGAAUAAAGUGCUCAAAGCAGAGCGACCUGAUAUUGAUGAGAAACGUUCCGAUCUACUUAAACUUCAAGGUGAAUUCCAUCUCCGUUUAAGACAACUGGAAAAGUCUCUAUUGCAAGCAUUGAACGAUGCCAAGGGUAAGAUUUUGGAUGAUGAUAGCGUGAUUACAACACUCGAAACACUGAAACAAGAAGCUGCUGAAAUUGGACAGAAAGUUGAAGAAACUGAUAAGGUUAUCUCAGAGAUCGAAACUGUAUCUCAGCAGUACCUGCCGUUAUCGCAGGCGUGCAGUAACACAUACUUUACAAUGGACAGUCUUAAUCAAGUGCAUUUCCUAUAUCAGUACUCGUUGAAGAUGUUCCUGGAUAUGUUUAGCACUGUUUUGUUGAGCAAUCCUAGGUUGGAUGGUUUGAGUGAGCAUCAAGCAAGAUUGAAGGUGAUCACUUCUGAUUUGUUUACUGUGGUCUAUGAGACAGUAGCUCGUGGAAUGCUGCACACAGACCGCCUCACAUUGGCCCUACUACUCUGUCGCAUUCAUUUGAAGGGCGUACCAUCUGAACCAAAUAUGGAUCAGGAAUUUGGAUUUUUCUUGCGUGGAAAAGAAGGUGUGUUCAAUACACAAAUAGAAAUGGAAAUUGAAGGAAUAACUGGUGAACAACAAGAGGCGUUGACAAGGUUGGCUUCAAAGAUUCCUGCUUUCAAAAAAUUACCAGAAAAAAUCAAGGAAAUGCCUGAGUUUGGAGCUUGGUUGCAGCAAGGAACGCCUGAACAGAAUGUUCCAAGGUUGUGGUUGGAAGAGAAACCAUUGAGUCCAAUCGGUACAGCUAUGUAUCAACUUUUGUUGAUUCAAGCCUUUAGACCUGAUAGAGUUAUUGCAGCAGCUCAUGUUCUUGUCGAUGCUGUUUUGGGUGAAGAUUUCAUGCCAAGUGCAGAGAAGGAAUUAGAUUUCUCAAGUGUCGUCGAAGGUGAAUUGAAGAGUAACGUGCCCGCACUUCUAUGUUCCGUUCCUGGUUUUGACGCGUCUAGCAGGGUUGAUGAUUUAGCGGUAGAAUUGAAUAAACAGAUUAGCAGUAUAGCCAUCGGUUCAGCGGAAGGUUUUAAUCAAGCUGAAAGGGCUAUUAAUAUGUCCUGUAAGACUGGUAGAUGGGUCAUAUUGAAGAACGUGCAUUUAGCACCGCAGUGGUUAGUUCAGUUGGAAAAGAAAUUGCAUUCUCUGCAACCACAUCCCAACUUCAGAUUAUUUUUGACUAUGGAAAUUAAUCCUAAAUUGCCAGUUAAUUUAUUGAGGGCCGGUAGGAUCUUCGUGUUCGAGCCGCCGCCAGGUAUCCGAGCAAAUCUGUUGCGUACUUUCAACACGGUGCCAGCUAGCAGGAUGAUGAAGGCUCCGAAUGAAAGAGCUCGUUUGUAUUUCUUGUUGGCUUGGUUCCACGCAAUUGUUCAAGAACGUUUGCGAUAUGCUCCAUUGGGAUGGGCCAAAUACUACGAGUUUAAUGAAUCCGAUUUGAGAGUCGCUUGCGAUACAUUAGAUACAUGGAUCGAGUCCACUGCGAUGGGCCGCACGAAUUUACCACCAGAGAAGGUGCCGUGGGAUGCUCUCGUAACAUUGCUAUCUCAGUCCAUUUAUGGUGGCAAAAUUGAUAACGUUUUCGAUCAACGUUUGCUACAUUCGUUCUUAACUAAACUCUUUACACCGAAGAGUUUCGAAUCCGAUUUUGCUCUAGUCGCUAAUAUCGAUGGAGGUCCUAAUGGGAACAGACAUAUAACAAUGCCCGAUGGAACUAGACGCGAUCACUUCUUGAAAUGGAUUGAAUCAUUGGUGGAUAGACAGACGCCUUCAUGGUUAGGAUUACCAAAUAAUGCUGAAAAAGUGCUGCUAACAACACGGGGCACCGAUUUGGUGAGCAAGUUGUUGAAGAUGCAACAACUGGAGGAUGACGAUGAGUUGGCGUAUUCGGACGACAGUUCACCAACAGAUCCAGGAGAGGUCGAUGGAAGACCAUCAUGGAUGAAAACAUUGAACAAUUCGGCUCUAGCUUGGCUCAAGCUGUUGCCAAAGAGUUUGCACAUUCUAAAGAGAACUUCCGACAAUAUCAAAGAUCCUCUCUAUAGAUACUUUGAGCGGGAAGUUAAUUGCGGCUCCAAAUUGUUAACUGAUGUAAUUCAUGAUUUGAACGACGUCGUUUUGAUUUGUAAUGGGGAGAAAAAGCAGACCAAUUACCAUCGCACUAUGCUCAGCGAAUUAGUACGAGGAAUGUUACCAGGAAAUUGGCGCCGUUAUACAGUACCUAGAGGAUGUACUGUUAUACAGUGGAUUACGGAUUUCAGUCAAAGGAUUAAGCAGCUGCAGCAAGUCGCUAAAGCAGUUUCAAAUGGAGCUAAAGAGUUGCAGAGAUUCCCAGUUUGGAUAGGAGGAUUAUUGAAUCCAGAUGCUUAUAUAACAGCAACUAGGCAGUGCGUAGCUCAAACGAACAGUUGGCCUCUUGAAGAAUUGCAACUUGACGUUACAAUUAUGGAUUCUAACGAUAUGAACAACAUACCGAUCGAUUCUUUUGCCGUUGUUGGAAUGAAGUUGCAAGGCGCACAAUGCAAGAACAAUCAACUUUUGUUAAGUUCGAGCAUCAUGUUAGAGUUGCCUAUUACUCUCUUACGUUGGGUUCGAGUUGUUGGUGAUGAUAAACUUCUGAAUGGUCGCUUAGCGCUUCCAGUUUAUUUGAAUUCUACCAGGACCGAAUUACUAUUUACCGUCGAUCUUAAUAUUGCUCCAGGCCAAGAUCAGCAUAGCUUCUACGAACGGGGUGUAGCUCUUUUAACUUCAACUUCAUUAAAUUAGUGUUUUUUUUUCUUCAAAUAUUGCGUUCAAGAAAGUAAUAGAAGUAAGAAAAAAUAAUUAAGAAUUUUAUUCAAAUGCUUGUACUAAA
Molecule: messenger RNA, 14264 nt
Organism: Nicrophorus vespilloides
Lineage: Eukaryota; Metazoa; Arthropoda; Insecta; Coleoptera; Silphidae
Gene: Dhc64C
Product: dynein heavy chain, cytoplasmic
Exons: 16
Coding region: 152-14176 (4674 amino acids)
Biological process (GO): microtubule-based movement
Cellular component (GO): dynein complex
Molecular function (GO): dynein light intermediate chain binding; ATP binding; ATP hydrolysis activity
Source: RefSeq, a predicted model, not a curated record